ACACAGUUUCGCUGGAGCUGUUAACUUCAGGAGCUCUCUGUCUCUGCUGGUACCUGCUUACAUUUACUUGACUUUCUGUUUUUUUUAGCUGUUGAUCUCAACACAUUUGAGAGAAGUUAACAUAUUAUUGCUGAGCUACAUCAUCUGUGGAUUUUUUAAUUUUGCUAUCAUAUCUGCUGGAUAUAUUGUCUCAAUCUCCUGGCAAGAAAAUGUCCCAUCCCAGCACUCUGGAUUUAGACAGAUACAGCAGCUUGGAUAAAUCCCGUCGGUCCAACAGUCGUAGUCAGCCGAGGGUCCAGGCCAAUUAUGGGGACCCACUAUGCGACUUCUGCACAACCAGGAAGCAGAAGGCCGAGAAAUCCUGCCUGGUGUGCCUGGCGUCCUACUGCGAGACCCACCUCCAGUCUCACUAUGAAUACCCUGCUCUGAUGAAGCACAAGCUGGUCAAGGCCACAGGUCAGAUGAGAGAGAAGAUGUGCGCGCAGCAUGACAAGCUGCUGGAGGCUUUUUGUCGCACCGAUGAGACGUCAGUGUGCGUUUUGUGCAUGAUGGACGAACACAAGCACCACGACAUCGUCCCGGCUGGAACUGAGAGGACUGAGAAACAAAAACAACUUGGUGUCACACUGCACAGAUCUCAACACAGGAUUGACCAGAGAAUCAAAAAGUGGCAGGAUCUGCGACAAGCUGUUGAAGCAGUUAAACACUCGGCUCAGACGGCCCUGGAUGAGAACGAGCGGAUCUUCACUGAACUUCUUCGUUCCAUAGAGAGGAAGUACAAUGAAGUCAAGGAGAUGAUCCGCGCCCAUGAAAAGAGCACCGUGACUGGGGGGGAGAUACUGUUAGACCGCCUGGAGGAGGAGAUCACUCUGCUGAAGAAGAGACACAACGACCUGGAUAAGCUCUCACACACAGAUGAUCACAUACACUUCCUGCAGAGCUGGCAGUCUCUGUCAGGACCCUCAGGAUAUGAGGACCUCAACAACGUCAGCGUUGCUCCAUUUUACUCCUUUGAGUCCACCAAGAGAGCCAUUGGUGCAAUGAGAUUACAAAUAGAAGAAGUCAGCAAGACAGAACUGAGCAAAAUCUCAGGAGCAGUGAAGGAAGUGUAUAUCACACAAGACACUGAGCCAAAGACGAGAGAAGAUUUCUUGAAAUACUCUUCCCAGCUGAUUCUGGAUGUGAACAGUGUCCACCCCAACCUUCACCUCUCUGAGGGCAACAGAACAGCCACCAUGAAGGAAGAAGCUAAGAACUAUCCAGACCACCCAGACCGAUUUGAUCACUGGCAGCAGGUGUUGUGCAGGGACAGUGUGGCUGGGACUCGCUGUUACUGGGAGGUGGACUGGAAGGGAACAGAGAUAGAUGUGGCCGUCACCUACAGGGGAAUCCGCCGUAAAGGGAACGGCAACGACUGCAGCCUGGGCUGGAACGACAGGUCCUGGAGUUUGUAUUGCUCUGACUCCAAAUUCUCCUUUGUGCACAACAACAAAAGCAAAGACAUCCCAGCUCCCACGUCUUCACGUAUCGGCGUCUACCUGGAUCAUGCAGCAGGGACGCUUGCAUUUUACAGUAUCUUUGAAAACAUGCGUCUUCUGCACAGAGUCCAGACAACGUUCAGAGAGCCCCUCUUCCCUGCAUUCAGUGUGUGGGGCUUUGGUACCACUAUCAGAUUGUAGAAGAGGUGCCACAGCACAGCAAAUUGCUCCAGACAACAUUCUCUGUGAAAUCUGAAACAGUCUGAUUAUUUCUGAUUUAUUUCAUCUUUUGCCCCAAGUUGUUUUUCCUCGCUUGUGAAUUGUUGUAUGAUUGUUUUGAUCACUGUUGUUUUGGGGGAAUCAAGAUAUAUUUAAUUUGUCAGUAAGGAAGAUAUGAAAUAUUAAUUAUAAUGUAAUUUUCUUGCUAUUUCGCUUUUUAAUUUUUUUUUAUUAUUAUGCUCAAGCAUCUUAUAUGUAAAUAAACUGAUAUGUUGUAGAUGCUGUCUGUAAAUAAAAUCUUAAUUUCUAAAACUCCAAUACUGUUACUAG
Stegastes partitus (bicolor damselfish) is the source of this 2027-nucleotide messenger RNA. It is a transcript of the gene ftr14l, whose product is annotated as finTRIM family, member 14-like. Bases 210 to 1679 code for a protein of 489 amino acids. Lineage: Eukaryota; Metazoa; Chordata; Actinopteri; Pomacentridae. The transcript has 8 exons. Gene Ontology annotation, molecular function: zinc ion binding; protein binding. The record is from RefSeq and is a predicted model, not a curated record.